Messenger RNA from Phanerochaete carnosa HHB-10118-sp, 1056 nucleotides. RefSeq lists its product as uncharacterized. Bases 1 to 999 code for a protein of 332 amino acids. NCBI's taxonomy places the organism in Eukaryota, Fungi, Basidiomycota, Agaricomycetes, Polyporales, Phanerochaetaceae. The transcript is spliced from 4 exons. The record is from RefSeq and is a predicted model, not a curated record.
AUGUCCUGGUCUACCCUCAUCUGGGCUUGCCUUAUAGGCACUGCACCCACCUUUAUCUCUGCGACACUUGCAGUGGCAGCCCUUCCUUCGUACGUUCUCCAGUUCGCCCCGCUGUCCCACCUCUACUCGAAUGAGACGUAUUUCCCUACCGAUGUCGCCGACCACCUCACACAUGUGCAACCUGAGAUCAACAUGUCCGCCAUCGCCGACAGCGUGACGUUCUCUACGAUCAGUUCGCUGGCUAGUGACGUCUACUUAACUUCAAAGGACGACAUCGAAAACCUGCCGUCCUGGCCGAACGGCGUCAAACCGGACACCACGGGCCUGACCAGCGCGCCUGCUACGAUUAUUGCGGUGCAAAAGCCUGGCGGGAUCGUCGACGCAUUCUAUUUCUACUUUUAUUCUUACAACUACUGUAGCGGAGCGAACGUACGCUACCUCGCACAGUACCUUGACAUUCAGUUUGGCGACCAUGUCGGAGACUGGGAGCAUUCGAUGGUACGCUUCGUAAACGGCGUUCCCCAGGACAUCUACCUCUCCGCACACGACGGUGGCUUUGCAUACACCUACGGCGCGCUCCCAUCGCAAGGCGGCCGUGCGGUCACGUACGUCGCUAACGGCACCCACGCUAACUACGCGACGCCCGGCAAACAUCAACACGACCUACCUCUGCUCGACGAUUACACUGACGCAGGCCCGCUCUGGGACGUCACGCUGAAUUUCAGAGGAUACUGGUUUGACAACUCGACGCAGACGUUCACCGUCGCGAAUGGUGCGAACGUGGGCGGGGAGGAGGAGGCGAGCGAGGGCGUCGGCUGGCUGGAGUUCGCGGGGCAUUGGGGCGAUCAGCAGUACGACCUACUUUUCGAGGGCCAGUAUUGCGUCACCGCAACCGAGUGCAAGUAUGUCGACGGACCGACAGGGCCGAUUGCCAAGAACCUCGGCCGUACUGCUGUCUGUCAGAACGAGUCUUCCUGCACUGUCCAGACCUCUGUGUAGUUCCGCGUGCGUGUAUCAAUAACGGUCUCCUUGCUAUGCCAUGGGAGCUGAGCGUCA